GCCUCUCUUCUGUGAGACAGCGCCGAGGGUUUGAGUGACUAAUGGACAGGAAAGGGAAAACGAAGUUAACGCUAGUAGCUUGUAGCCUAGCUAUGAAACCCUGCAACAGCCAAACCUAGCUGGUGAACAAUCAGCGCCUACACUUAACUACAUAGCUAAUUUACUGGAGCUGUUAAACAUAACCGGAUCAAAUGGUUGAUGAGACUGUGCAGCCAUGGGUGACAUGAAAACCCCAGAUUUUGAUGAUCUUCUGGCUGCCUUUGACAUCCCAGAUGCCACGGGGUUGGAUGCCAAAGAGCCCAUCCAAGGGAGUCAUGAGGAGACAGACAGUCAGCUGAAACACACAGGGAUAUGUCUGGAUGACAGUUUAUUGGGUAACCAAGCUGUCACAGCAUCGGAUAUUCCUGCUGUAAGUGUUAUUGUGAAAAACACAAGUCGCCAGGAAUCAUUGGAAGGUUUUGGUGAUAGGCUUCACUCAGGAACAGCAUUGCAGAAUGGAUUCAGAGGACAAGAGACCUCCAUUGACUCCGUUGAGACAAGUAACACUGGCUUCUCCAAAUCAUUUGUCUCUGCUUUGAAUGGGGAGAGUUCAAGAGAGCUUCUUGGAAAGGCACCUAUUCAGCUCAAACCUGAUGGAACACCAAUAUUUUCCCAGUCACUUUCUCAUUUUAGUCCCAUCUCCAGCCCUGAGUCUGAAGACACUCAGUGUAGCAGAGAUGAAAUGCAUCCAAAACAAGAGAGACCCUGUUUCCCAGAAGCUUCAGUUUUGGUGGAACCUUCAGUCCCAGACAAUCCAAAUAAAUUGGACCUCAGCGUGUUUGAUGACUGCCCAACAAACUCUGGUAUUCCCAAGAACACUCAAAGGAGCAGAGCAGAAAGUAGUAGAAAUGAGGAGCCCUCUGAGACCUGUGUCAGUAACGAAAUGGAUACAACACCUAGAGUACACAGUGCACUUUCCCCACCAAAAAGUAACCAGAACUUUAUUGAGACCAACUGCAAUUCAGGAACCACAAUGGAUCUUCCCACCACUUAUUCACAUGUCAAAUCUCAGACAUCUAAAUUAUCCUCUUGUCUUGAGGCUUUGGUGGCUCUGAAUGCUAGAAAAGAUCCCAGUGAGCAGACUAAUCCCAGAGAGACAUCCUUAGUUCAGAAUGACUGCAUGAAAGCUAGCCCCAAGGUGCCCAUAUCCCCACGAAGCCCUAGAAGUCCACUUGAAGCUGUGAAACGGUUAAUGAAACCCUCUGAUAGCCCUGUGAGUAUCUGCAGUGAUAGUAGCAGCAAAGGAUCCCCUGCAUUGGCAUCUGGGUCACCCCCUGCUAUACCCAGGGUCAGAAUUAAGACCAUCAAAACCACGUCCGGGCAGAUCAAGCGCACAGUAACCAGUGUGCUGCCUGAUUCAGAAACAGAUGAAGUUCAUUCUACCUAUGAAUCCUCUCCAUCGCAGAGCAUGAUUAGUGAAGACUCUUACUGCAACAUGUCUCCUCAUCAGUCUCAAAUUGCGGUAGUUGAUAGCAUUGCUGGAAUACAGAGUAAAAGCACCCCAGCUAGUGCAUCGUCACCGAAAGGUUUACGCAACAAAUCAGAGGCAGACUCCAGGAGGUCAGGCACAACGCAGUCCGCAACAAUAUUUCAUAAUACUAGUGCUCCCGUCAAAAGGUCUGUUGCUCAUCUGGGGCAGAAACCAAAGAGAGUUUCAGCCACAACGGGCCAUACAACUAGCACAAACUUCCUUCCCAAAGCAAUGCACUUAGCUAGUUUGAACCUGGUCCCUCACAGCGUUGCUGCUUCAGUAGCUGCACGGUCCAUCUCUAAUCAACAAAGCCAACACACACUCUCCUCUCCGGUGUACAGUACUGUCCCAUUGGUGCAUCAGGUCAAAACAGCCAACCCUUAUCCUCGCACGUCCAAUCCCAACACAGCAGCAGGAACCUUGAACAGACUCUUGAAUAAUGCCAACCCUGUGCCAACAUAUGUGCCCAACCUGAACCCCCCUCCAGAGAGCAACAUCAACCUUCCACCACGGGGUUACUGCUGCCUUGAGUGUGGGGACUCCUUUGGGGUGGAGAGGAGUCUUGCGUUUCAUUACAGCAGGAGGAGCGUUCACAUUGAAGUAGGAUGUACACAUUGUGCAAAGACCAUGGUGUUCUUCAACAAGUGUGCCUUGUUGGCACAUGCCCGGGAGCACAAGAGCAAUGGCAUGGUGAUGCAGUGCACACAGCUCCAUAUGAAACCCAUUGCAGAGGAACAAAUGUUUGUGCCCCCGAGCGCUGAACCUUUGAAUUGGGACUCUUACACCUCGCCAUCACCCUCUCCUAAAAGCCAACCUGUCCUGCCCUUAUAUCCAGACAAUGUCAUUCGCCACCGACUCCGAUGCCUGGAGUGUAACAAGCAGUUAUCUGACUACAAAGCACUUGCAGGCCAUUACCAGAGGCCAUCAGAAGAUGUGGAAGGACUAAUGUGUAAGGUGUGCUCAAUGUUGCUACCCAACAAGUGCAGCUUCAGAGCUCACCAACGCAUUCAUGCACACAAGUCCCCCUACUGCUGUCCUGAGUGUGGUGCCCUGAGUCGCUCUGCAGACAUACAGAAGCAUGUCAAGGAAAACUGUCUGCACUAUGCACGCAAGGCUUGGUACAAAUGUCUUCACUGUGAUAUGGUUUUCAAGACCCUUCAAGGACAAAAGACUCAUAUUGAAGAGAAACACUGUGAGGUCUUUUACAAGUGCUCCAUCUGUCCAGUUGCCUUUAAGACCUCUGACAGCUGUGAAGUUCAUUUGAAAAAUAAACACAGUGCUGGCAAAAUAUCCCCUCAGUUGAUCUUUAAGUGUUCAUGUGAGGCCAUUUUCAAGAAAAAGCAGUUACUGUUCCAGCAUUUCCAUCAGAAUGCCAACAAGCGUGUUACCUGUGUAUUCAAGUGUCCAGAAUGCAACUCAGUCUUUCCACAAAAGCAGCUGUUAAUGCAGCACUUCAAGGGUGUGCAUGUGGGAAACACGACAGCAGAGACGGAGAAGAAUGGUAGACAAUCUGACAAGACUGACCGGCACCAGCAUAUUCAUUCCGUCCAACAACAGAAGAGUCACAGUGCCGUUAAACACACAGACGGUCCCAGAAAAAAAGCUGAGCAGGAUGGCAGAACUCGUGUGAAGCCUACCGGCUGGACGUGUGGGGAGUGUCUCCAGUGGUUCCCUGAAAGAGAAUCCUAUGUUUCCCAUGUGAAGACCAAACAUGGAAAGUCAAUGAAGAAGUAUCCAUGUCGACAUUGUGAGCAGUCUUUCAACUCUACAACCAGUCUGAGAAGACAUAUUCGCAAUGACCAUGACGGGAAAAAGAAAAUUUACACUUGCUGGUAUUGCACGGACACAAAGACUUUAUUUACGACAAGUGUGAUGUUGAAAAACCACAUCAGUCUGAUGCAUGGAAUCAAAAAUCCUGAUCUUGGCCAAAUGCCGAAAACCGCCAUCCAGGACUCAAAAAAGGCUUUGGGCAAGGGAGUUGUAUCAGAGACACCUGCUGUGGGCACACAGAAGGAGGGGCCAGAUCGCGCUGGGAGUCUGGAGGCUCCAUCGGCGAAGCGUCUGAAAACUCAGUUCCGCUGUUCAAAGUGUGGUUUCAUUACAGACGACAGUACACAGUUCCAGCAGCAUUUACCUCAGCAUAAAACUGAUGAAAACACUCCUCAGUGCCUUCACUGUGGCCUGUGUUUCACAUCUGUGCUGUCUCUCAACAGACAUCUUUUUAUUGUACACAAAGUCAAAGACCCUGAGGAAGAGGAGACAGAAGAGGAGGACGAGGAGGAGGAGGAGGGGGCGGCAGAGGGUAGGGAGAAGGAGCAGGAUAAUCAGCCAGUUGAAUCAGCAGAGACUGAUGAGGUACAUCAUUUGUUAACAGAGCUAAACAAAACGGAGUCCUCACAGGCGGAAGAGCCAGCAGGUCUGCACUGUGACAAGACCACAGACUGUAUUUUAAAACUGAGCGCUCACUCUCAGUCACAAACAGUGUCUCUCCGGUAGUGACAGCCGCCUCAGCUCCUCUUUAAAGUUGCUGUAAUAUCUUCAGUUUUCAGGUGAAAGUAACAAGGGAUGCUUGACGUUAUGCAUGGAGGUGGUACAGGUGGAGUGUUUGGGCCUUUAAUUUUGAAAUUUCUUUAAAGUUAUUCAGAGGCCAUGCAGUAUAUUCAAGCAUAUCCUUAACAUUUAAUAAAGAACAGUAUUUUCAUAAAAGACAGGACAAAUAAAUAUUCAUAUUUCAGUUAUUUUUAUGUAACUUUGCAUGUUGGUAAUAUAUUCAUCUUGACUUCCAGGCAUAACUGCAC
This is a messenger RNA of Xiphias gladius (swordfish), 4308 nucleotides long. It is a transcript of the gene znf592, whose product is annotated as zinc finger protein 592. The coding region runs from base 215 to 4006 and encodes 1263 amino acids. The transcript has 9 exons. The record is from RefSeq and is a predicted model, not a curated record. NCBI's taxonomy places the organism in Eukaryota, Metazoa, Chordata, Actinopteri, Istiophoriformes, Xiphiidae.